UCAGUUAACGUUCAUCGCAGCUAACUUUGUUAGCAUUUGUUUACCAGUUAAAAUGCUUUAGCCACUGCUAAAAGAGUUUAACGCUCAUAUUAGUCUGCGGACUCAGCCGUGUUGCAGAGCACCUUCGGAUGUUUGCAGGACGAACGGCUGCAGGAAAACUUCCUUUGUUAACAUUUCAAAUCGCUUUUGUGUAUUUCUGCUGAAGACUUGAGCCACGAAGCUUUGAAACAGAGGAGCAGAAACCGGAUGGAAACUGAUUGACUGAGGAAGAAGAAGACCAGGAAGGAACAGACAUAAAUGGAGAAAAGCUCCUGAAGAUCUUCAAGGUCCAAAUAAACUCAAUGCAGCGUUGACAGAAAAGUCCAGCCGAUGAAAAGUGCUGUACAUUUAGAAACGAAAGUACAAAACUGAGGAACUGGGUUCUGACCUCCAGCAUUCCUUGCAACAGAGAGAGGGGCUACUGGUGCCAGUCUGCCUUGUGAUUGGCUGGAGCAAUGGCAGUCACCAAGGAGGAGAAGGUCGAGGGAGGCAAGAGGGCGUCCAAGGUCGUGACCCCUCCGGAAGGCGGCUGGGGUUGGAUGAUCGUCGCUGGCUGCUUCCUCGCCUCCAUCUGCAUCCGCGCAGUUACCAGAUGUGUUUCCAUGUUCUUUGUGGAGUUCCAGCUGCACUUUGAUAAGGAUUAUUCCACCACCGCCUGGAUCCACAGUCUUGUUGACUCCACCACCAUGUUAUGUGCUCCUCUGGGUGGUUUCCUUGGGAGCCGUCUCUCCAUCAGAACUACAGUGAUCCUGGGAGGUGUGUUGGCUUCCACUGGUCUGGUCCUAAGCUCCUUCGCUUCCAGUCUCGAGUACCUCUAUGGCUCCAUGGGCAUCAUGACAGGUCUUGGCUUUGCUCUCAGCUACACACCCUCUGUAGCGAUGGUGGGGAAGUACUUCAAUGAGAGGAAAGCUCUGGCCUAUGGCAUCGCCCUGUCUGGUAGUGGCAUCGGGACCUUCAUCCUGGCUCCUGUAGUCCAAAUGCUUAUAGAGCAUUACUCCUGGAGAGGAGCUCUGCUCGUCCUGGGAGGAUUCGUUUCCAACUUGUGUGUUUGUGGUGCUGUGAUGAGGCCUCUGGAAGCAAGCAGAAGUGAUGAUACGUGGGAGAACAAUAUGGCAGAUGUGGAGAAAGACUGCAUGACAACAGAGCUGGACUCCAAAGACACUGAAUUAAGUACCGAGGAAUCUUCUGAUUGCAGCGAAGCGGAGCCAAAGCAGCUGGAUAUGAACCAUUUAAACUAUACUCAAGGGCUACUCAUAGCAAAUGGAGCGCUCAAAAACAGCGAACUUGAAAACAACAAACUAGGUCAGGGGAACGUAACGCUGCUACCAAGCCAGCCCGAUCCAAGGUUAACAGAUAAGAAGAUAGCUGAGUGCAUUUUAUUUAGCAACAAGUUAUCUGCGACAAUGCUAGGGGACAGCAACCUCGCAGAUCCUAAGCUAGCCAACGGUAGCACAAACGAGGACUUGAACUUGGUGGAAAGCAUGAACUUGAACAAGGCGGCUGACAUCAUGGAUACUAAGAUAGAAGACUCAGAACUGUCUGAAGCUGAAGCAGCAGAUGCUUCUGAAUUAGAUAAGACCAUCAGCCCUCUUCCAGAGCCUCAGGUGAACACAAAAACUUCGUCCAGAGGUAACUGCUUUUCCUGCAUUUCCCAAGGGGAGUUUGGCUUUAUUGUAAUGCCUGACUUCAUGAUUCUUUCGGUGUCCAUCCUGUUUAUGGCGUACGGCUGCAGCGCUCCAGUGGUUUACCUGGUUCCUUAUGCCCUCAGUAGGGGGGUGGAGCAGAAGUAUGCUGCCUUUCUCAUGUCCAUAUUUGGAGUUAGCGGCAUUGUGGGUAACAUCACCUUUGGAUGGAUCACUGACAGGAAGUGUCUGAAGAACUAUCGCAUGCUGGCCUACAUGCUAGCGGUCGCCCUGGAAGGCGUCUGCUGUAUCUUCCUCCCACUCCUUCACACAUUCCCCCUCCUUGUCGUGUUUUCUGUGCUCUACGGCUACUUUGAUGGGGCCUACGUAGCGCUCAUCCCCGUGGUAGCCUCUGAUGUCGUAGGCCCCGUUUACCUGACCACAGCUCUGGGUGUGGUCUAUUUUCUCCAUGCCAUCCCUUACCUGAUAAGCCCACCAAUAGGAGGUUGGUUAGUAGACAUGACAGGAAACUACACAGCAACCUUCUUCCUCUGCGGUUCUUCCUUCAUAUUCAGCACUGUCAUUCUAGCAGUGUUCAUGUUAGUCCGACGCUGCCGGAGGUCCAAGUCUAACUCAGCUGCUGUUUUAAGUCCUGAUCACACCGUCGCUGCAGCUCAGCAGGUCGUCAUAUGACGUGCCAGUUAAGAUGCUGCUCCUCCAUCUGCGCUGAUGUGCAUCUCACCACUGCUGGUCUGUGGGUUUACAAAGAAUAGAGUACGGGUGCUAUUUUGAUGUGCCUGAGUGGGUCACAACAAAAACAAAACCAAAGCAGUCAGAACUUGCGUCUAAUGCUGUGACUUUGAGACUCACACAUUGAAGUGACAUGUUAUGUUUUUUUUUUAGUUUUUAUUUAAUGUGGAUAUUUUGUUUUUUAAAAACAAACGGCUUUCAUACUUCAUGGAAGGUAAAAUUUGCGAGCAGGCUGCUAUUAACAAUCACAAGCUUUAAUGAACUUCCCAUUAACAGUCAUAUGUACAAACUGUUUACACCAAUUUAAUAUAGAUUCUGAAGUGUUGUUAUACAUUUCAUUGAAAGAAUCUACUUUCCAAAACGUUCCUUCCUGCCAAUUGAUUAUACUGAACAUUUAAUCACUACAUGCCAGGAAACUCUACGUACAUGUGAUUCUGUGCUCCAAGACAAGCGUAAACAGUUAAAAUCAAAGUGUGAUUAUGUUCUCUCAAAACAAUAAUACACACACAAAUAUUUACUUUUCAAAAUAUCUAAACAAUUAUCAUGAUACUUCUGUUCUAGGGGCCAUUUUUUUAACAUUGCUCAUGUGAUUUCUGAAGAAUGUGAUUCAUUUACAUGUAUUAUGAACAUGUAAAAAAAAAAAAUGCCAUAGUGGCACAGGACCAAAACAUUGUAGACUGUAGAGAAUAAACCAGGAAUACUGCACACUGUUGAUCACUUUAACUUACUUUAUUUAUUUAUGAUGUCUCGGUCAGUACGUUCAGUUGGAUGAAAGUCUGCUGACCAAAUGAAAUGUAUCAAAAAAUAAAAUGGAUUCUUUGUUUCUUCCUAAUUUACCAUGUAUUUAUAAUCAAUCAUAAACAAACUGCUGUGGACAUUUCUCAUUCUGUCCGCUUUAUUUUAUUAAUGUGAAACAAUUCAAUACCUCAGACUGUAACAAUGUGAAACUGUCUUUUAGCCUGAACCCCUCCAGGGAAAGCACCACUGGGGCCGGUCUCUGACGGAUAAAUAUUUGUAAAAAGUAAUAUUCACAGAGUGAUUAGUAAUACAAGUGAUUACUUGUAGGAAACGGACAUGAGAAGAAAUCUUGCUUUAAAAAAAAAAAAAAUUGUCAACAAGUGUUCAAAAUUGUAAAUCCCACACAUUUGUUUGACUUCAAAGUUUGUGAUUCAUUGUUAUGUUUUAGAUGUUUUGUAUGAUUUAUGUCAUGAUUCCACUUGACUGUGAAAUGCCUUACAUCUGUAUACAUUAAUGCUAUUAUGUACAGCAACAAAUAUCAAAAUACAAUUUAAGCAAAGAAAAUGUGCUGAUGUUUGUGGUUUGGAACAGCACAACUAAAUCUUUCUUACAGUUUUAUUUACUAUUUGAGCAAUAUCUAAACUUACAAAGACCUAUGAACACUACAUUGCUUUUCCAGACUUCCUGUAUUCAUUUGCGGCUCUAAUGAUUAAACAUAUCUGAUUUUUUAAAUGAAACCCUUCACAGAGUUGCAUAUGAUGCAUUAAUAUGUGAAGAUGUGGGAAGAAGAAGUGAUAUAAAUGUUGCAAAAGUUUCUCUCUUUUUUUGUGUGUUAGGAAGUUUUGUCUUUCCUGUUAUGUGUAUUGUUAGCGAUGUAUUUAGUCUAAUAACUGAUCAUUAUUAUUUUAUUUUCAUACAUAAAUAUAUAUAAAUAUUAUUUGUGUCAUGUAAAAAAAUCACUGUUAUUUGCAACACAUAUCAACAACACACCAAUGAAAGCAAGGAUUGCAUCGUAUUGCCGAUGUUGUCUUUGGCUUUAUUCACUCUAUAACAUGCUCUGUUUGGAGCAUUUAAUUUUUCAGGUGCUUUGGUCAGGGAAGACCAUGAGUGUCAGUUGUCCACAGAGCUGCAGUGCAGUUCAUGAGGAGGGACUGUAAUCUAAACCUAUUCACCCUCCAAAGAAAUAGUUAGAGGGUCUGGACUGAUGCUCAUAUUAAGCUAUUUCUUCUUCUACUGUGAUUUCUUAUAGUGACCGUUAACCUCUUUUUCUAUGAAAAUGACAUUGGAAAUAUCACUCAAGACUGUGAAAGUCUAUUAUGACUGAUAUGUGCUGAUCAAAUCAUGGCACUUGAUUUGAACAUAUAUUAAACAUGUUCAUGCUAUACACUUUAUUAUUUUUGUUUUGGAGUUUAUGUGAUAACUUUAUUGAAUAAAGAAAAAUGUAAUUCA
Molecule: messenger RNA, 4598 nt
Organism: Thunnus maccoyii (southern bluefin tuna)
Lineage: Eukaryota; Metazoa; Chordata; Actinopteri; Scombriformes; Scombridae
Product: monocarboxylate transporter 12-B-like
Exons: 10
Coding region: 495-2354 (619 amino acids)
Biological process (GO): monocarboxylic acid transport; transmembrane transport
Molecular function (GO): monocarboxylic acid transmembrane transporter activity
Source: RefSeq, a predicted model, not a curated record